AGACUGCAUGACUUAAUCUUUUCAUUUCCAUAAAUACCCUCAGAAGAAUUUGCAAAUCCCACCAAAUCAUAGCUAAUGGUAUUGGAAUUUCAGCCUAUCAUAUGAUUAUGAUUUUCAACGCUGCCUUUAAUGAAUUUUCUUAAUAUACAAACAAAGGCGAUAGCUUUGAAUUCCUUCCUUUCUAUAUUCUAUUAUCCUUUCAAGAAUCUCAACCGUACCAUUUCUUUAUUAGCACUUCAAUUGGAUUCAACUCUUUCAUGUUCUAACAUCUUCAGAAUUUGCUCCUCUCCAACUCCUACACGGCCAUGUUCAUCAUCAUCAUCUAAUAAUCUUCAGGGAUCAAUGGAACAAAAUCUUAUAUCCCACCAUUCAAUUGGGCGAAAUUGCAGACCAAAAUGGUUGGAUAAGAAAAGGGUCCUUCAAGUUAUUUUGCUUGUAACAAUUUGCAUGUGGUUGCUACACCGAGUCGAGAACUCGCAUCACCAACAUGAAAAUUACAACCAGAAUCUUCAAAAUCCUAGCAGUGAAAGAAACAUACUCAUAGUCUUGGGACGCAGGGGGAUACAAAAGUAUAUAAAUGGAGCCAAUGCAGAAUUUCAAGAUAAAAAUGAUCCCCAUGAAUAUGAAAGAAGAGAUGGAGGUGUAGGAGAUGAUGAGAUUGAUGGAAACAUUAAUGAUGAAGAGAAUGUACUGGAACUUUUACAAGAAGAAAAUAAAGUAGUAAAUGGUGGAGAUGAAGCAAUAGACUUAGCAGCCAAGUUUCAUGGCGUUGCAAAACAAGACACUGAAAUGGAGAAACUGGAUGAUGUUGAAAGAGUUGAGGCGUUUCUUGACGAGAAUGGGAUUCCACCGGAUGCCUCUUCUUUUUUCAAUUCUACAUCACUCGAGCAAUUUCAUUCUCGGACUAGCUUUUCUGUUUAGUUCUUGUUUACCAUGUAUGAUUGCUCUCGUUGUUCUACCUGCUUAAAAGCUUAAUAACGUGGGCGAGUCUCAGCUUUGUGCCCCUAUGCAUCAACGAGUAGGCAACGACUUGUUUAGCCCAGAAAUCUGUAAUAAUUAUUCUUCUCAGGUCCAGCCCAUUAAAAAAAUAAUUGGGCCUGACCUCAUCUAGAGCAAUACAGUAAUCAUAUCAACAUUUAGCCUCGGCACAAUUCUGC
Molecule: messenger RNA, 1157 nt
Organism: Manihot esculenta (cassava)
Lineage: Eukaryota; Viridiplantae; Streptophyta; Magnoliopsida; Malpighiales; Euphorbiaceae
Exons: 2
Coding region: 130-921 (263 amino acids)
Source: RefSeq, a predicted model, not a curated record